Molecule: messenger RNA, 945 nt
Organism: Entamoeba invadens IP1
Lineage: Eukaryota; Evosea; Mastigamoebida; Endamoebidae
Product: WD repeat-containing protein, putative
Exons: 2
Coding region: 1-945 (314 amino acids)
Cellular component (GO): Set1C/COMPASS complex
Molecular function (GO): chromatin binding; protein binding
Source: RefSeq, a predicted model, not a curated record
AUGGCGUCGCAGCGUGAGAGUGAAUCGAAGCUCGAGUAUUAUAGAAAGAGUUACGUAUACGCGGAAGCAAACUACGAGUAUAUCAGUUCUGCAUUUUCGUAUGAUGGGGAGGUUUUUGUGAGUUCUUGUGGGGACAACAAAUACCGAGUGCACACCGUGUCAACCCCCAAGACACCUACCCUGAUAGACUCGCCGAUUUUAGGAACAGGGAAAGUUGCUUUUACACACAACCACAAUACAAUUGUAUCAUCCUUUAAUACACGCGGACUUUUAAACUCGUUUGGACUCUUUGACUUAUACACAAAGGAGUUUGUAAGACUGUUCCAUGGGCACACCGAUGAAAUAACUUCCCUCGAACAUAGUAUAUCAGCUGAUAUAGUGCUGACCGCUUCGGCUGAUGGCCAUGUUAUGGUCUGGGAUAUCAGAACGAAUAACGCCAAUGUUGCGAACACGGUCUUCCAAACGAUUCCCGUUGCCAACUUUAACGCAGACGGAAGUGGAAUAGUCGUUGUCGAAGGCCAAAAUUUGGAGGCGUUUGACUUGAGAAAGUUUCCGUAUAACCCUAUUCAAUUUUUACAACUCCAAAACAGUUACUACCCAAAGCUUAAGUGCUCACUCGACGGAAAAAGAGUGGCUGUUUCUGCAGUUAGUGGGAGUGUUUCAAUAAUCGACGCUUUCUUUGAGGGCAAGCCUGUUAUAAACACAUUUGAAACAAGACAAAAGGAUGGUGCGCCAGAAAUCGAGUUUUCCCCCGAAGGCAGUCGGAUGUUGUAUUCCAAUGGGUUUGAUGGGUCUGUCAACGUCUACAACUUCACCACUAAUCUGACUUCACCACUCUCGCAAAGUAAUCAAACGACUGUUCAGUCAAUCAAGUGCAAUUUGAGAUACCCUCUCUUCGCCACUUCAUGUUCCGUAGUGAAUUGGUGGACGGUCCCUUUGAUGUGA